Molecule: messenger RNA, 2232 nt
Organism: Salvelinus sp. IW2-2015
Lineage: Eukaryota; Metazoa; Chordata; Actinopteri; Salmoniformes; Salmonidae
Source: RefSeq, a predicted model, not a curated record
GCAUAGCCAUAGUGGAAUAGUAGUUUACGUUUCUAUGGACUCAUUCAUCCUUUUAUGAUUGAUCAAAACGAAAAGUGGAAUAUCAGUCUGAGGAGUUUGCUUACAACACAAUCAAUCCUUGACAAUGAGUGGCAUCACAGUAUGGGUGAAGGAUUAUGACACGGGACAGGAAGAGGGGCGGCCGGUGUCCCCGUUCUCUGAGGAGUGCUGUGAGGAGCUGUGGGACCGGGUGGAGGGGGUGAGGCACAAGCUGACCCGCAUCCUGAACCCAGCCAAGCUUACCCCCUACCUGAGGCAGUGCAAGGUCAUUGACGAGCAGGAUGAGGAUGAGGUCCUCAACUCCACCCAGUACCCACUACGUAUCAGCAAGGCUGGACGUUUGAUUGACAUCCUGCAUGGGCGGGGCCAGCGUGGCCUGCAGGCCUUCAUGGAGUCUUUGGAGUUCUACCACCCKGWGCAAUACACUCAGCUCACUGGACAACAGCCCACCCAGCGCUGCUCCAUCAUCUUGGAUGAGGAGGGUCCAGAGGGCCUGACUCAGUUCCUGCUGCUUGAGGUGCGUAAGCUGAGGGAGCAGCUGCGGGGGAGCCGCGUGUGUGAGCGCCGCCUGUCCCAGCGUUGCCGUGUGGCCGAGGAGGAGCGCAGCCGGGCUGAACGCAAGACACUGGACCUACGACAUGACCGGCUGRAGAUGGAGAGGCUGCGUCAGGACUGGGAGGCAGGCAGCAGGGAGCUGGGCCGGCUGAAGGACAMYCACCUGGAACAGGCUGUGAAAUACUCUCGUGCCCUGGAGGAUCAGGCCAAGGCCUCCGCACGUGAGAGAGAGCUACUGGAACAGAUGGAGCAGCUGAAGACCAGACUGAUGGAGGCAGAGAAAGAGACUGACAGUAGUCCUCUGGAGUCUCAGUGUGAGCAGCUGCAGCUGACGGUGAUGAUCUCCAGCUGGACUGGGAGACAGAACAGGAAAGGAGCAUUUCCGACUCAACCGCAGAUUAUGGAGCUGGAGAAGGAGAGGGACCAGGCUCUGCGCAGUCGAGACAGCCUGCAGUUGGAGUAUACUGACUGCCUAUUGGACAAGAACUGUCUGCGUAAACGCAUCGCAGAGCUUCAGGCCAAUCUAGAGCAGCAGCAGAGAGAGCUGAAGAAAGAGAAGGACAGGAGCAGGGAGCAGAAUUCCCCCUGUAUGCACUGUGUGAGUCUCAGCUACUUCUCACCUGUCUCUGUGCAACGAGGACCAGUGCUACGGGCCCUGCUGCUCCCCAGCCCUCUGCCCAACGGCACUCACCAGCUGCUCUGCAAGUCUCCCUCUACAGACCAAACCCAUGACCACUCCGAAGGUUCCCGCUCAAACUCAGAGGAGAAUCUCUUGACACCAACAGUGGACAGUGAGAGGGAUGUUAACAGGCUCUCCAUCUUCCCCUUCCCUCCCUGUAUGAACUCCAUCAACCGCAGGGUCAACAUAGAGUUUGACCUGGACUCCUGGGGCAGUGAUGAGAAUGAGAACCUCACAGGAGUCCAGAGUGAGGUCUCCCUGUCGAACUCCUGUAGCUCACUGCAUUCUCACCUCUUCCCCCCUGACCUCGUCAACCUGCCCCCUGUCCCACCUCACAAACCCAACUACAGCAGUCUCUGCUUCGAGCCCCUGUCCCCCGUACCUAGUCCCCCCACUACGCCCAAAAGAGGAAGAGGCAGCCUGGCAGAUGACAUCACCAUCAUUGGGGGCAACCGCACAGGCAUCUUUGUUAGCAGCYUCAGAGCUGGUUCUCCUGCUGAGCAGUGUGGUCUGAAGGAGGGCAGUGAGUUACUGGAGCUGGAGAAGGUUCUGUUUGGUGGGGGCAGUGUGCUGAUGGGCCAGUGCACUGGAGAGGUGGCCCACUUCUCUCUGCAGUGGUGGACAGAGCCCUCUUCUCUCAAACACCAGACCAACACAGYGGGUGAAGUUCUGAGACAGCUUUUACAGUUGUUUUCCUUGACUGAUGUGCUUUURCAGUACWGUACACCUUUAUAGUYUAUGGUCUUGGCCUUUAUCCAGGCGUCAGYCUGUUUAUAGAACKAAAAAAGAUAAAAGAAUAGAGUYUGUGUAACUAACUGCCRACCCCUUUUCCUCUUCUCAGCRUACUCCAAGUUAUGUGCCCAGCUCCCUUCUCCUACCUUCUACGGUGCUGACUCCUUCUACGUGCGCGUCAACCUGGACCUGGACCCUCAUAGCGACCUGCCCUGUCUAGGGGGGGG